AUGGCGUCGCAAGCCCAUUCGAGUGACGCCGAAGCACCACCGACAACUCCGAUGGCCAAUGUAUCCAUCGCGCGCUUCAUCCCGCGCUUCACCAAGCCGCUUCUUCUCACCACACACAUCCCGUCGUAUAGACACUCCUUCUCGCCGCCUAUCCAAGAGAGGCAAGCACAGGCAGAGUCGUCCUCAUCUUCGAUCCAAAACGGCACCGGCAACACCGUAGAGCCUCCGCGGAUUCGAACAGAUGACGACGGUAACGAUCCCGCCUCUUCCGAGACGAGCGCUUGCUACGUGGAAUGGAACAAGCUGCUCCCCAUCCCGUCCAAUUUGCUCGGACGCUCUUUCCAGGAUCUCUUUGCCGCGUCCAAAGGCAACACUCGCUGCACAGCACCGCCGCCCAGGCUCGUCUUUUUCGGUGAGCAGCAUCACCAGCCGCACGUGAUGCGUGCACAGCUUCAGACGUUGCAUGCCUUGCAUACACAGUGCCAGCAAGCCUCGUCCGCCGACCCCGCACCAACUUCGGCACCGCCCCUCUAUCGGCUGCAUCUGAUCCUCGAGCACUUUUCGGUGCUGGACCAAGACAUGCUGCACUCCUUUUCGCAAGGGCGCAUGGGCCCGGACGAGCUUGCGCACGCCUACCACGCGCACAGCGAAGAGUCGUUCCACAUCGGCCACUACAUGCCGCUCCUCAUGCUUGCCAAGGAGCUCAACGUGCCCAUCUGGGGCGGCUUUCCGCCGCGCCGCUGGGCCAGGCAGGUGUUUCGCAACGGCGUCGACGCAGUCAAGCCCAACGAACGCAAGCGCUCCUCGCCAGAAUCCUCGACUACCGACACUGCCUCGCAUCCAGCAGUCUCCCAGCAGUUCGACGCAAGCACGCCGCCUCGCUCGCCACUCUUCACAGCGUGGUCGUCAGUGACCAACAUCAGUGCGGCGCACCGCAGCUACCUCUCGGGUCUCAUGCGGCCCGAUCUGCCGCCGCGCUUCCCGCCUAUCUCGGAUGCAGCCGCCACUAGCGCCGCACCCGCGCUCGACAAGCCGGGGCAGCCGACGAUCUAUCCGACCUGGCUGCUCCAGCCGCAAAAUGUGGAGCUCAAGGGAUUCGGUCCGGCUCAGGCGCUCAAAGAUUCCUAUCUCGCCCACGUCACAGCCUGGAUCCUGCGUGGUGCCAGAGAGGCUGAGCCAUGCCCGCCCGUAUCGCAAGGCGAGAGUCGAGUGGAUCGACCGGUGGUCAAUGUUGCACUCGUCGUGUGCGGCUUGGGUCACUGCGAGUACGGGUUUGGCGCACCCGAACGUGUCGUCCAGCUUCUCUCACAGCAUGACGAGGCCGAGGCGGGCGAGUGGACUCGGCCGUACAUCAUAGCUAGCAAGCCGCUCGAUUCAGGCAUCUGGCUCGGCUACGAACAUGCACAGUCGAAAGACAGCGCUGGAGAGCCCGAUGCAGGGAAGCAAGAGACAGCAACAAGGGCCGAGGUGCAGCAAUGGCUCAGCGAUCCAUGGGCGAGAAAGAUGGCCGAUGCCGUGCUGCUGUACGACUGGAUCGACGAGCCAAGCGACGAGGGCGAGACGAAGGCCAAUGACAAUGCGCAUGUCAAUCCCACACCGACCAAUUAG
Messenger RNA from Moesziomyces aphidis, 1608 nucleotides. The record is from the annotation of a GenBank genome assembly. Lineage: Eukaryota; Fungi; Basidiomycota; Ustilaginomycetes; Ustilaginales; Ustilaginaceae.